Fraxinus pennsylvanica is the source of this 3405-nucleotide messenger RNA. NCBI's taxonomy places the organism in Eukaryota, Viridiplantae, Streptophyta, Magnoliopsida, Lamiales, Oleaceae. The record is from the annotation of a GenBank genome assembly.
AUGUCGAAACAGAGAUAUGGUGCCCGGAAUUCUGGAUUGCCUUCAGUAUCUCGAUUUCAGAGUGGGUAUAUGCCAUCCGGGGUGGUGCCAGUUUCACGAGCUGUAAAUGUAGGCAAAGUCUUAGACAGCCCAGCAGGAUCUGACAUGGAUAUGGGGUCUGAUUCUGACAACGAGUUCAGUGGUGCACAACAUUCACUUGAAACAUCUCCGCAAGACAACAAAAUUUCCAAUGUUGACGCUAUAUACAAAAAUUCAUUGAAUGGGCGUAUGGAUAAUGCUGGCAGUCACAGGAAUCACUUGGGGAGUCCAGGAGGGCUCGGUGAUAGAUUUCCAGUGGGAUGCCUGGAUUCUGUCUAUGACGAACCAUCAGACUCCUUAACAAGCUCAGAAGUGAAUUCUAUGCCAACCAGCAAAACAUACGUGCCAGAUGCUUACAGCUCUCGUGUCAAAUUGCAGCCAAAUGAAGAGGAUUUCUGCAGUGUGCCAAUGCAGAGUGGUUCUGCAACUGUGAUCGAACCUAAUGCAUACAAGGGUACGCCUUUGGGUGCAACAGAAGUCAGGACUCCUGAACCAUCAGUAAGGACUGCGGCUGUAUCUUCUCAUUCUUUAUCUCCUCAAUAUCCUACAUUUCACGCAAGUGGGCUAGGUUACUGGUAUGGUGUUAUAUCCUAUGAGGCAUGUGUUCGGCUAUGUCUUCACUCUUGGGCGAAGGGCUGCAUGGAAGCUCCCGUGUUUUUGAAAAAUGAAUGUGCACUGCUGAGGGAUGCUUUUGGGUUGAAACAUGUAUUAUUACAAUCGGAGGAAGAACUCCUGAGAAAAGAGUCUUCAGAACUUGUCAGCGAAGGAGCUUCUGUAAAAACGAAGAAAACCAUUGGCAAGAUUAAAGUUCAAGUGCAAAGAGUGAAAAUGGGUCUGGACCCACCUAUGGGCUGCACAUUUUCAUCUUUAAAGUCAUCGUCUAUAGUAAAGCUGGAAUCAUUUCAGUGUCGGUUAUCCAAUGUAAAAUCAAUUUUCUCUUCUGAGAGGAGAGUGCUGCAAAAAGCACAUGUAACCCCAAGAGUUCCUAUCGAUGGAUCGUUUUUACAGCAAAGUAUGACAUAUAUAGUUGUUGGAACUCGCCGGUACAUGAAAGAAGUUCCUGAGCUCAUUAAAAUUGGUGUCAAUGCUUGGCGCAACAGUUCUUCAUCUUGUGAAGUUGUGCAAGAAUCAUAUUCUUGUUUAUUGAGACUAAAAAGUUCGCCCGAUGAGGAUGCAGUGAGAAUGCAGCCAGGAUCUGGUGAAACUCGUGUUUUCUUGCCAGAAGGGCUUGGAGAUGAUCUGAUAAUUGAAGUCCACGAUUCAAAGGGAAAGUGUUUUGGACAUGCUAUAGUUCAGGUGGCUGAUAUUGCUGAAGAAUUGGGAGAGAGGCUUCGUUCAUGGCCUAUAUAUCAUGAGCCAAAACAUGAACUAGUUGGGAAAAUACAGUUGAAUCUAAAUUAUUCGACAACUCCCACUGAAAACAGUAAUAAGUGUGCAUCUGUCGCUGAGACAAUUGCAUAUGAUUGUGUUCUGGAGGCAGCAAUGAAAGUACAACAAUUUCAGCAGAGAAACUUGUUGCUACAUGGUUCUUGGAGAUGGUUGGUAACUGAAUUUGCAUCUUACUAUGGAGUUUCAGAUGCAUACACGAAAUUGAGAUAUCUUUCGUAUGUUAUGGAUGUUGCCACACCAACUUCAGACUGUCUGGAGUUGGUUAAUGAUUUGCUUCUACCUGUUAUUAUGAAAGGCAAAACUAAACACACAUUGAGUCACCAAGAGGGUCGUAUUCUGGGGGAAGUUUCUGAUCAAAUUGAACAGAUAUUUAGUUUGGUUUUUGAGAAUUACAAGUCACUUGAUGAGUCGUCAUCAUCUGGUAUUGUCGAUGUGUUCAGACCUCCUACUGGACUGGCGGCUCCUGCUCUUACUCCUGCUUUGAAACUUUACAAGCUUCUGCAUGACAUACUUUCUUCUGAGGCACAAUUGAAAUUAUGCAGAUAUUUUCAGAAUGCUGCAAAGAAGAGGUCCAGGAUGCACUUGGCAGAAACAGAUGACUUGGUCUCCAGCAAUAACGAAAACAUAUUGAUGGAUCCAGUGGCUCUCUCUACUGCUUACAAGAAAAUGAAAUCACUUUGUUUGAACAUUCAAAAUGAGAUUUUGACUGACAUUGAAAUCCAUAAACAACAUCUUCUCCCUAGUUUCAUAGACCUUCCCAACCUAUCUGCAUCCAUAUAUAGUACAGAGCUCCAUAGUAGAUUGCGGGCAUUUCUUGUUUCAUGCCCUCCAGCUGGACCAUCACCUCCUGUUGUAGAACUUGUUAUAGCAACUGCUGAUUUUCAAAGGGAUCUUGCUUUGUGGAAUAUCAGUCCAAUCAAAGGUGGAGUUGAUGCAAAGGAGUUGUUCCAUUUAUAUACAAGUGUCUGGAUCCAGGAGAAGCGUCUUGCAAUGCUUGAAUUUUGCAAGCUUGAUAAGGCGAAGUGGUCCAGCUACCAUACAGCCAACUCCACGACUCCUUUCAUUGAUGACAUCUAUGAUCGGCUGAAGGAGACACUCAAAGAAUAUGACGUCAUUAUCAGUCGGUGGCCGGAAUAUACUUUUGCAUUGGAAAGUGCCAUGGCAGAUGUUGAGAAGGCAGUAGUUGAAAGCUUGGAGAAGCAGUUUGCUGAAGUUUUAUCUCCAUUAAAAGAGAACACAAUGCCCAUGAAAUUAGGUCUGAAAUAUGUUCAGAAAUUUACGAAGGGUAAUUCGACUCCUUAUGUCCCCCCCAAUGAGUUGGGAAUCCUUCUGAACUCCAUGAAAAGGUUGCUUGAUGUUCUGCGGCCCCCGAUAGAAGAACAAUUAAAGAUGUGGGGCUCCUGCAUUCCUGAAAGUGGUAAUGUGGUCCCGGGAGAGUCUCAAAGUGAAGUAACAGUGAUGAUUAGAACCAAAUUCAGAGCUUAUUUGCAAUCAGUCAUGGAUAAACUUGUGGAAAAUACAAAACUGCAGCGUGCUACAAACUUGAAGAAGAUAAUCCAAGAUGCAAAGGAAAAUGUAAUAGAGUCCAAUUUACGGGAUAGGAUGCAGCCUUUGAAGGAUUUGCUGGCCAAUACUAUUAAUCAACUACAAACUAUACUUGAAACUCAAGUGUUUGUAAUAAUGUGCCGAGGUUUCUGGGAUCGGAUGGGCCAGGACGUGCUAAGGUUUCUGGAGGAUAGGAAGGAAAACAGAUCCUGGUAUAAAGCGUCACGAGUGGCAGUAACUGUCUUGGACGAUACAUUUGCUUCACAAAUGCAACAGUUGCUUGGCAAUGCACUACAGGAGAAGGACCUGGAACCACCACGAUCUAUCCUAGAAGUGCGAUCGAUGCUAUGUAAGGAUGCUGUGAACCACAAGGAAAAUGACUACUACUACUGA